AUGCAGAAGCCUCUCCUUCGAGAUGCAGGGAAGACCUCAGCUUGGCUCUCUCUCAACUCCUCGCCAGGCCUAGACCCUCGUGUGGCCCAGCUGCGCUAUGAGUUCAUGGAGGCUGAAAGACCCUUGGCGGCGCGCAACAUCAUCAUUGAGCUUGUGGAAGAGGCAGACCGAGAGGAGGCGAAGGCGCAGGAGUCCAAGCACAGCGCACGCAAGAAGCAUUGGCAGCAAGCGGCCAUGGCGGAGGACCGGAGCACCAAAGACGACCUGCACCGGGAACUCCAACCGUCUUGGCGAGACGGAGGCCCACCUGAUCCCAGCCUCUCCGGCCCACCGACCACGCCCUACCCCGUUGCCUUGAACUUCUUCAAGGAGGUCUUCGAGGAAUUUUCUGCCAGCCGAGCCAUGGAGAGGCCAGCCAGCUCCCAAGACGCAGAGGGCCAGGUGUUGUUACCUCCAGUGACGCCUCCCUCAUCGAGCUCCUCCCCGGUGAUCAAGCAGCUGCGGCCGUCCCCGAAGCGCGCCACCUCGGAGACGCAGCUGAGAGACCUCAUCCACAAGAUGAAGACGGUGCCGAACGGCAACCACGUGGACGAGGAGUUCGCGCGGAAGAGCCACGAGCUUCACCUCACCUAUCCCAAGUUGGAGGCCAGAUGGCGGCAAAAUGUCUACAAGGAGCAACUGCGAAUGCAGAAGAGCUUGACUCACAUGGCGACCGACUGCUUUGAUCGUUUGAUCAUCGAAGAAGAGGAGAAGUAUGAAGCCUCGAAGCUCCGUGAGGCCAUGCACCAGCUCUCCCAAGAGGACGAUCCAACCCGCGAGCAAAAGAAGACGCCAAGCUUUACGCCAUUGAGCACCACAGCACGCUCGAGCCAUGGCUUCUCAUCCACGAUGCGCUCUGCAUCCAGCUCUCGUGCAAGCCAUGCUGAUCGAGAGGAUGCAGCCAGAGACAAGACCCUUGGCACUUUGCGGGAAAAUGAGAUCAAGCGCAACGAGGCUCGGCUCGCGAGAUCCAAGGGCGUUUUUCCCCCUCCGCACCGAGUUCCGGUAGUAGUCCGGCCAGUUGCCACGGUCCAAUCAAUGUGGGUAGUCUAA
Durusdinium trenchii is the source of this 1092-nucleotide messenger RNA. NCBI's taxonomy places the organism in Eukaryota, Dinophyceae, Suessiales, Symbiodiniaceae. The record is from the annotation of a GenBank genome assembly.